Molecule: messenger RNA, 2159 nt
Organism: Cuculus canorus (common cuckoo)
Lineage: Eukaryota; Metazoa; Chordata; Aves; Cuculiformes; Cuculidae
Product: dipeptidase 2
Exons: 10
Coding region: 4-1269 (421 amino acids)
Biological process (GO): proteolysis
Molecular function (GO): metallodipeptidase activity
Source: RefSeq, a predicted model, not a curated record
AAAAUGGAAAUGAAGACAAAUACAACAAAGUUGUCACUGUGGUUGUUGAUGUUCUUCUCUAACACUGCGACAUUCAGCUGUGCGAAAUCAAUGAGAGACAGAGCUAUUGAGCUGAUGCAAGAUACACGUUUAAUUGAUGGUCACAAUGACUUCGUGCUGCGGCUGAGAAUGUUUUACCAAAAUAGACUCAGUAGAGUCAAUUUGAGAGAAAUCAACAGGACCCACACAAACCUUGCAAAACUCCAGGCUGGUUAUGUGGGAGCUCAGUUUUGGUCCGUGUAUGUUCUUUGCAGCGCUCAGAACAAGGAUGCUGUGCGUCUGACCUUAGAGCAAAUUGAUGUUGUCAAGAGGAUGUGUAACAACUAUGAAGAGCUUGAACUGGUGACAACUUCCAAAGGUAUCUCUGAUAGUAGAAGGAUUGCGUGUUUGAUUGGAAUAGAAGGUGGUCACUCCAUUGACAGCAGUUUGGCAACACUGAGGAUGUACUACGACUUGGGUGUUCGUUACAUGACUUUAACACAUUCCUGCAAUACACCUUGGUCUGAAUCAUCAUCUAAAGGAAUACAUAACUUUUAUCCUGGUGUUAUUGGUUUGACUGCAUUUGGCCAAGAAGUGGUAAAGGAGAUGAAUCGCCUGGGUAUGAUGAUAGAUUUAUCUCAUACAUCAUAUUCCACAGCAAGAGCUGCACUGAAUAUCUCAAAAGCCCCAGUAAUUUUCAGCCAUUCCUCAGCUUUUUCUAUGUGUAAUCACUCAAGAAAUGUUCCUGAUGAUAUCCUCCAGGAACUGAAAAAGAACAAGGGAAUUAUUAUGGUGACUUUCAAUGCAGAUGUACUGGCCUGUGGCAGAAAAGUUGUUAAUAUUUCUACCCUUGCAGAUCAUUUUGACCACAUAAAGAAAAUUGCGGGUUCAGAAUCAAUAGGAAUUGGUGGCGACUAUGAUGGAGUGGAACGUUUCCCUGAAGGACUGGAAGAUGUUUCUAAAUACCCUUCUUUGAUUGAGGAACUUUUAAGAAGAGGAUGGAAUGAAGCUGAAUUGAAAGGAGUCUUAAAGGAGAACUUUCUCCGUGUCUUUAGGGAAGUGGAAAAGGUGCGGAACAAUAGUGGACUAAUGGAUGUAGGGGAAAGUGAAAUUCCACAAGAAGUAGUACAAAAUUCCUGUCGCCUAGACCUACGUAAUUAUCAGCCAGUCGAGUCCUUUGGAUUUCCUUCUGUGACACCACAUUUUUGUCUGACUCUUGUAACAUAUUUAAUACUGUGUUUAACAUCAUAACAUCUCUGGAGUCCAGAGAGAUUAUAUGGAGUAAUCUAAAAUGCAACCAGUUGUCUUUUGGGGGAGUUGUUAACGUAAUGCUAUGCUAAAUUUUUAUCUAUGAUUUCUAUAAAUUCAUCUGCACAUUUAAAAGUUAAUUUAGAUUUUAAAUGUUGUAGCAAAACCACUGAGAAUUUGAAGUGAUAAAUUCUGUGUCACCUUGGCUAAACCAGGACCAACAUUGUUAGUGGAAAGUACUCACAACUAAUGAAUAAUUUCUAUAAUGCAUGACACAUGGUUUUGGUACCAAUGUUGUGGCUGUUAAUAUAAAUACUGGAGUCCAGAAUCAGCAGUUCCACACAGGAGCUACAGAAUACAAUUAGGACACCUGUGCUGAGUUGCUUUCAGAUAUUACUUCUUGUUAAGUCAUACAACUUGCAUCAUCCGUAGAUGGCUUAGUUAGGGAAAACCAGCUCCCCCAAUAUUAUACAGAAAAGUGUUUUUUUGGUUUUUUUUUUUGGUGUAUGUGUGGUUUUAUUUUUAAGCUGACAAGAUGCAUGACACGGCAAUUUCAGUUCGGAUUUCCUGCCUACCAGUAGCUUUAGAGACCCACCCUGCAGUACUAAACUCUUAUUUUAGAACCCUGACCAGGGCAGUGGGCAACUGGAGAGUUACUGAAAGGUGGCAGUAGGUGACUUGCACUUAGGUACAGCUGACCAGGCAAUGUUGUAGAUAGCUUUCUAUAAUUUGGAGACUGCUGUUUACUGCAUGCUCAUGAAGCUGAGAGCAAAGGGAAGCUGGGACAAAGCAGGAAUUCUGGCUACUCAGAGGGUGAGAUUUUGUUCUGGUAUUUUUAUUGCAGUCUGAAAAGUAUAAAAUGAUGAUUUAAAUAAAAGUUUUAUUAGAAUGUU